Olea europaea var. sylvestris is the source of this 1344-nucleotide messenger RNA. Its product is annotated as TVP38/TMEM64 family membrane protein slr0305-like. The coding region runs from base 283 to 1104 and encodes 273 amino acids. NCBI's taxonomy places the organism in Eukaryota, Viridiplantae, Streptophyta, Magnoliopsida, Lamiales, Oleaceae. The transcript is spliced from 9 exons. Gene Ontology annotation, cellular component: membrane. The record is from RefSeq and is a predicted model, not a curated record.
AACCCAUUUCUCAUGAAUAACUCUCGCUCGAAAACAACCUAAAGAAUCAAUGUUGUGUGCAUAUCACUUUGAUUUGUGAAUUAAAUUGGCUAAAGUUUCAAUUCUGUUUUCGUUCCUUUUCCUGUUCAUGCUAUAUAGUUUCAUGAAUUUAAUCUGGCAAAUUUAGGGGGAAUUAACUUGAGGCUUCGCUUUUCAUUGAAACAAGCUUUAGCAGGGGACCAAGAAGAGGAGUGUAGGCCUUGGCGCAAGAGAUUUUCAUUUUUCUCCUCCCAUUCAAUAAACAUGGGUUUCAAAUUUAGUUGGGUUUCCUUUUUCAAAAUCAUUCUUCUUUUACUUCUCAUUGCGGGAAUUGCAACCGCUUGCAUCACUCUGCCCGUUGAAAAAAUGCUGAAAGAUUUCUUAUCAUGGAUUGAGCAUGAUCUUGGUCCUUGGGGUCCUCUUGUGCUAGCUGUUGCGUACAUUCCUCUAACAGUAUUGGCAGUUCCAGCUUCAAUACUUACGCUUGGUGGUGGUUACCUCUUUGGCUUGCCGGUGGGUUUUUUUGCUGAUUCGAUUGGUGCUACUGUUGGUGCUGGGGCAGCAUUUCUUCUUGGAAGAACAAUUGGUAGGUCAUUUGUUAUUUCAAAGUUAAGAGACUAUCCGCAGUUCCGAGCAGUUACAGUUGCAAUUCAGAGAUCAGGAUUUAAGAUAGUGUUGCUGCUCCGGCUUGUUCCUUUACUUCCAUUUAACAUGUUGAACUACCUCUUAUCUGUGACUCCAGUCCCAAUAUGGCAAUACAUGCUAGCUACAUGGUUGGGAAUGAUGCCAAUUACUAUUGCAUUGGUAUAUGUUGGGACGACUUUGAAGGAUCUUUCUGAUGUAACGCAUCAAUUCUCCAAAACCCGUUGGGCAUUUAUUGUGUUGGGCCUUGUGGUAUCUGUUGUAUUGAUGAUUUGUGUUACUAGAGUUGCGAAAGUUGCUUUAGACAAAGCUUUGGCUGAAAAUGCAGACUUAGACAGUGAUAUCGCAUCGCCACAAUUACCCAUUGUGGCCGACCCUGAUGUAAAUCUCCACCAACCUCUUAUAAUAAAGAUCGACCAUCCUCAAGAAAGUCACGAAAAGUAGUUCACGUUCUCUGUAAAUUCUUUACUCGUGCUGCUUUUUUAAAGGCUUCAUCUCUCAUAUAUAAUUGUCAUCUGUUUGGUGAUGCUUGAUAUUCAUUUGUAUAGUCAGAUAAAAUCACAAUAGCUAGUCUGGAGAGGAUAGCUUAUUUUUGGUAACUGAUUAUUUUCCAUUUGUACUUUUUGGAUGGUUGUCAAUUUGACAAUAACAAAUGAAUACUUUUAACUGUAAAAUUGAUCUCAA